AACAUCCUCAUGUUCUCCAAUGGUUCUCACUACACUGAUGUUGUUGUGUCCAAGACAAUGACCACCAUCUCACCAUUGUUUCAGUUCCACAGCACAGCUGUGAUGAAUUUUACUACCACAGACAGCAUUUUUUGUGCAUACCCUGGCUUGGCCCUACACAAGUGUGCACUGAUUAAUGCA
Pisolithus orientalis is the source of this 180-nucleotide messenger RNA. RefSeq lists its product as uncharacterized. The annotation marks the transcript as partial. The transcript has a single exon. The record is from RefSeq and is a predicted model, not a curated record. NCBI's taxonomy places the organism in Eukaryota, Fungi, Basidiomycota, Agaricomycetes, Boletales, Pisolithaceae.